GCCAGGUGUAGGGUACGUUGCGUGGUGGUUGAGCAGUGUUUUGCUUCACCUCCUGAAGUGACAGACGUAAAGGGGGAGAAGUUGUUUUUUUUCUUUUUCUCCAGCUUCGCCUUAUCCUCUGCAUCAUGGAGGCUCAGGCGAAUUUUUCCCGGGAGGAAAUCAACAGCACGGUGUGGGAAGUCCCGGAGAAAUACACACGGCUCAAGCAGAUAGGCACCGGGGCGUACGGCUCCGUGUGCUCAGCAAUAAAUGAAAAGACUAACGAGAAAGUGGCCAUCAAGAAGCUCCACAGACCUUUCCAGUCAGAGAUCUUUGCUAAGAGGGCCUACCGAGAGCUGCGACUUCUCAAACACAUGAAGCAUGAAAAUGUGAUCGGACUUCUUGAUGUGUUUACACCUGCCUCUUGCCUCAAUGACAUGCAGGACUUUUACCUGGUGAUGCCUUACAUGUUUACCGACCUGUCGAAGGUGCGAGGUCAUCUCUCUGAAGACAAGGUCCAGUUUCUCGUCUACCAGAUGCUCUGUGGACUCAGGUACAUUCACAAGGCUGGCAUCAUCCACAGGGAUCUUAAGCCUGGAAACUUGGCUGUAAACCAGGACUGUGAACUGAAGAUCCUGGACUUCGGGCUGGCUCGCAGUACUGACGCUGAGAUGACGGGCUACGUGGUGACCCGUUGGUACAGGGCGCCUGAGGUCAUUCUGAACUGGAUGCACUACACGCAGACUGUGGACAUCUGGUCUGUGGGCUGUAUCAUGGCAGAAAUGAUCAACGGAAAAACCCUCUUCAAAGGAAAGGACUACAUGGACCAGCUGACACAGAUCAUGAAAGUGACUGGAGUACCCGGACCAGAGUUUGUACAGAAAUUGGACACGCAAGAGGCCAAAAAUUAUAUCAAAGCCCUUCCUCGCUACCCAAGAAAAGACUUCUCAACAUUGUUCCCCAGAGCCAGUGCAAAGGGUAUCGACCUGCUGGAGAAGAUGUUGGUUCUGGACGGAGAUGAGAGGCCCACAGCCGAACUAGCUCUGGAGCACCCAUAUUUUGACAUCCUGAGGGACCCAGAUGACUUUCCCGAGCCUACGCCAUACGAUGACAGCCAUGAUAAUGCCACAAUGACCCUGGAUGAGUGGAAACGAUUAUGUUUCAGAGAGGUGAAAAGCUUUGUGCCGUUCCCUCGGCGGGACUCCAAGAGGAAAAACACCCUGACCAUGUCUCCAUGACCCGACGAAUGUCUUGCAACUACUGAUGCCCUCACACAUACAGCCACUGGUGCCCUUGUAUAUUCCAACCAUGGAUUCACUAUAUUUCUUUUACACUCUGGAUAUGUUUAGAUAUUGAAUCAGUGUUCAGAGAGUAAAAACUGACACACCUGUUUUUUUUUUGUUUUGUUUGUUUUUUGUUUUGUUUUUGGUCAUGUGCAAUUGUUUAUUGUGUGUAUAUUGCUCUUCAUGUUACACAUUCCCUAUCAGUGGAUUGUCUUGCAAAUUUAGUGUGACCGAAUGUCACAGGGUUUACUGUAAGAUUUACUGUGAUAAUGUUUUCCAAUUAAACAAUAAGACAAGA
Molecule: messenger RNA, 1560 nt
Organism: Acanthopagrus latus (yellowfin seabream)
Lineage: Eukaryota; Metazoa; Chordata; Actinopteri; Spariformes; Sparidae
Gene: mapk13
Product: mitogen-activated protein kinase 13
Exons: 12
Coding region: 126-1217 (363 amino acids)
Biological process (GO): intracellular signal transduction; protein phosphorylation
Cellular component (GO): nucleus; cytoplasm
Molecular function (GO): ATP binding; MAP kinase activity
Source: RefSeq, a predicted model, not a curated record